CCCCCCUCCAAAAAAAACUCCAAAACUCGGGCGGCCCGCACGCAUUUCGGUUUUUUCCUCGUUGCCACCUCCCUCCCUGCAAUCCAAAACGAGCCAGGCCAUGCGGCGGCCGCGCCGCGCCGGCGGCCUCCGCACGCUGCUGCCGCUGCUCCCCUUCGCCGCACUCCUCUCCGUCGCCACCUUCUCCCUCCACUCCCCGGACCGCCUCCUCGCCUGCGACACGGGGCGGCAGGCCUCCUCCUGUGCCCGCCUGCACCGGCUGGCCAUCUCCAGCCUCGACGUGCGAGCGCUCGACGCCACCCCGCCGCUCCACGCGGCGGCCGCCCGCGCGUUCCGGUCCGGCGGGCGCCUCCUCCGCGACGUCCUCUCCUCCCCCUCGUCCUCCUCCGCCCCCGCGCCGCCGCCCGCCGUCCGGGCGGCGCGCUGUCCGGCCUACAUCACGCGGUCGGGCGCGCAGCUCCGCGCCGCGAGCGGCGGCGUCCUGCCCUUGCCCUGCGGGCUGGCGCUGGGUUCCCACGUGACUGUGGUGGGCACGCCGCGGCGCGGUCGCGGCGCCGCCGUGGCGCAGUUCGCUGUGGAGCUGCGCGGGGAAGGGGACGGGGACGCCGCACCGAGGAUCCUCCACUUCAACCCGCGCCUCAACGGGGACUGGAGUGGCCGGCCAGUGAUCGAGCAGAACACCCGCUUCCGCGGCCAGUGGGGACCCGCGCUCCGGUGCGAGGGCCGCCGGUCGCGCCCCAACGAGGAGACUGUUGAUGGAUUGGUGAAAUGUGAGGAAUGGGUUGGAAACACUGGUGGCACAUCAGAUGAGUUGAAUAGAUUGUGGUUGCGUAACCGUGUUGCUGGACAGAAGAACAGAAAUUUGAUAGAUUGGCCAUAUCCGUUCGCCGAGGAUGAAUUGUUUGUUCUAACACUAAGUGCUGGCUUAGAAGGCUACCAUGUUCAUGUUGAUGGGAAGCAUGUCACAUCUUUUCCUUACCGUUUUGGCUUUGUUCUUGAGGACGCCACUAUCUUGUCUCUGAAUGGUGAUGUUGACCUUGAAUCAGUAGUAGCUGGUUCGCUACCAACGGCUCAUCCAAGCAUUGUACAAACAAGUCUGGAGUUGCUGACAGAAUUAAAAGCCCCUCCUCUUGCUGAAGAGCAUGUAGAUCUGUUCAUAGGCAUUCUUUCAGCGGGGAGCCAUUUCACUGAGCGCAUGGCUUUGAGAAGAUCAUGGAUGUCUUCAGUACGAAAUUCAUCCACCAUGGUGGCUCGUUUUUUUGUUGCACUGAAUGGCAGAAAGGAAGUGAAUGAAGAUUUGAAGAAAGAGGCAGAUUUCUUUGGCGACAUUGUCAUUGUGCCUUUUGUGGAUAGCUAUGAUCUGGUUGUUCUGAAGACUGUUGCCAUUUGCGACUAUGCGGCUCGUGUUGUUCCUGCGAAGUAUGUCAUGAAGUGUGACGAUGAUACCUUUGUUAGACUUGAUUCACUAAUGGCUGAAGUCAAGAAAAUCCCAGAAGGUAAAAGCUUCUAUUUGGGGAACAUGAACUACUACCACAGGCCACUGCGAGAGGGAAAAUGGGCCGUCUCAUACAAGGAGUGGCCCAGAGAAGAGUACCCACCCUACGCCGAUGGUGCAGGCUAUGUUGUUUCUUCUGACAUUGCAAAUUUCGUCGUAUCUGAAAUGGAGAAGGGAAGACUAAAUCUGUUCAAGAUGGAGGAUGUGAGCAUGGGGAUGUGGGUGGGGCUGUUCAACGUCUCCGGGAACGCCGUGGAGUACGUCCACAGCUCCAGGUUCUGCCAGUCCGGCUGCGUCGACGACUACCUCACCGCGCACUACCAGUCGCCGGCGCAGAUGGUGUGCCUCUGGGAGAAGCUGGGGCAAGGCAAGCCGCAGUGCUGCAACGCGAGGUGACAGGGGGCUCUGCCUCCGUGAAAGGUGGAAGCUCACUUCCCUGGGAUAGGUAUGGUAAGCGCAGUUUCAGGAGCAACUUGUAACUAAGCUUUAGGAGAAAACAUGAUACGUGUCAUACAUAGCAUAUGUACAGUCAGUACAGAGGAAGGUAUAGCUCGGUUUCUUCAGUGACUGGAAGAAGUGGUAAGCACAGAAUGCCUCGGAUCAGUGGCGGACCCAGUAAGUGUACCAUACGUAUCACCUUCGUGCUUCCUUGGACUGAAAUGCAACGACACGCUGGGCCAAGGGCCAGAGGCAACACAUGGGAUGGUGCGGCCUGUGGGCUAGUGUCUACGCGUGGGCAGUGGGCUAUUGCGUUCUGGCCUGCAAGGGGUACUGAUAUUUCACUUGUUACAUGGACUACUAUAUAUAAUGGAUCUCAGGAAACAAAAAUUUAACCGAUAUUUUGUACACUUGU
This is a messenger RNA of Phragmites australis (common reed), 2348 nucleotides long. RefSeq names its product hydroxyproline O-galactosyltransferase GALT5-like. Gene Ontology annotation, molecular function: galactosyltransferase activity; carbohydrate binding. The record is from RefSeq and is a predicted model, not a curated record. The transcript has 7 exons. Bases 101 to 1891 code for a protein of 596 amino acids. NCBI's taxonomy places the organism in Eukaryota, Viridiplantae, Streptophyta, Magnoliopsida, Poales, Poaceae. Gene Ontology annotation, cellular component: Golgi membrane.